AUCAAACAUAUCAAACACAAGAUCAUAGGAAUUUGCAGGAGAUUGUAGAGAGUGCAGUGAAUAAAGCAAUGAAAGAAAAACAAUUUGAAGUGAUAAGUGUAUCAAAGCUGAGCGGUACCAAGAUGAGCAAAAUUGAGAAAACUAUGGGUUUUGAAAACAUGCGACUUAGUGUCAGAGAUUUCUCAGAUUAUUCAACUAUAGAGUGCGAUGGAUUCAAUUGGGAUAUGGACAAAGAUGAAGACAAACAAAUGCAGGAUGUCAAAGACUGGUUUGAAAAUAUAUUAAAAUUAGGAGAACAUUAUUCCGUCGAAGAUGUUCAUAAAUCUACAAAAAAAGAAGUAACAUUAGAUAAAGCUCGUACUAUAUUACGGGGUGGAACUGACAUUUGCAUUGGCCCAAGUCUAACAGGAUGCGUCUAUGUAGAAACAAAGAAAUCGCUCCAAGGAUUAAAAUUAGAAGAAUCUCAAGCUAAAGGAGAAUUACUUAUCGCAAAUGCAGACGUUGCGUUAGAUGUAUUGGUCGUAUUGACAGAUUGCAACGAAAAGUGGACUAUCUUUUUCAUAACCAAAGCUGAAAAUCCAGUCGAGCAAUAUUUCAUUGUAACUGCAGUAAUUGAUGACCGUGGCAAGGCAUUAAGUAUAAUCAAAAGUUUUGUUUUAGAACAGGGAAGCAAAUUUGAUAGCAUUAUGGGAAUGAAUAAGAGAGAGAGUUUAGAAAAAAUUAUAAAUAUUGAAGGACCAUUAUCAAAAAAGGCGAAGUUCAGAGAGGCUGUUAUAUUUUGUGAUGAGAGAAUGUUGGAUAUGAUUCCGGAUAUGACAGAAGAUGAAUUAUUUCGUAUGAAAAUGAGGUGGGAAUUAAAGAUGCUUGAAAAAUCAGUUUGUAUGGAUGAGAAACCUAUUAUACAACAGUACAUAUCAGCUUUUAGUGAUGAUUACGAAAAUCAUGAACCCUCUGGUUUAAUGUCAAUGUUUGCAUAA
This is a messenger RNA of Entrophospora candida, 977 nucleotides long. The record is from the annotation of a GenBank genome assembly. Lineage: Eukaryota; Fungi; Glomeromycota; Glomeromycetes; Entrophosporales; Entrophosporaceae.